AUGUGCAGAGGGCAUGUGGCCUUGAUGGUGCUGGAGGACAAGAUGCCUACACCUGAGGGUGGCCAGCAGCAUGGGCGGAAUGUGUUAAUCAUCCCCGUCUUAGUUCUGGGCCGGAACCUCCACACCGACACCCUCGUGUCGACCGCAGACGGCUGGGGAGGCCCAAGUGUGGGCGAGGGCCUUGGGCCUGGAGGGUGGGAGAGCGGGAGGAGGCAUGGGCCCUGCUCCCAGCGCCUUUCUGCCCUCCACACAGAUCUGCACGUAAGCCGGCCAGGCCCCACGCACGGGGCUGUGACCCACAGUUCAGAGAAGUGA
This is a messenger RNA of Rangifer tarandus platyrhynchus (Svalbard reindeer), 315 nucleotides long. Lineage: Eukaryota; Metazoa; Chordata; Mammalia; Artiodactyla; Cervidae. The record is from the annotation of a GenBank genome assembly.